Molecule: messenger RNA, 2324 nt
Organism: Lotus japonicus
Lineage: Eukaryota; Viridiplantae; Streptophyta; Magnoliopsida; Fabales; Fabaceae
Product: neutral ceramidase 2-like
Exons: 9
Coding region: 17-2260 (747 amino acids)
Biological process (GO): ceramide catabolic process; long-chain fatty acid biosynthetic process; sphingosine biosynthetic process
Cellular component (GO): extracellular region
Molecular function (GO): N-acylsphingosine amidohydrolase activity
Source: RefSeq, a predicted model, not a curated record
AGGAGUCACUAGCAAAAUGGCUCAAAAUCCAAUUAUUGUUGCUUUGGGUUUGGUAUGUGCUUGGACUUGGAUACAAAGCAUAGAUGGUGAGUACUUAAUUGGUGUGGGAAGCUAUGACAUGACUGGUCCUGCUGCUGAUGUGAACAUGAUGGGUUAUGCCAACUUUGAACAGAACACUGCUGGGAUUCAUUUCCGGCUAAGAGCAAGAACUUUCAUUGUGGCUGAGAGCCUUGGAGGUCCUAGGUUUGCCUUUGUUAAUCUUGAUGCUGGAAUGGCAUCACAGCUCCUAACUAUUAAGGUGCUUGAAAGACUUAAAUCAAGGUUUGGAAAUUUGUACACUGAAGAAAACGUAGCAAUCAGUGGGAUUCAUACACAUGCUGGCCCUGGCGGGUAUCUGCAGUACGUGCUUUACUCUGUGACUUCUCUUGGUUUUGUGAAGCAGUCCUUUGAAGCCAUUGCUAACGCAAUAGAACAAAGUAUAAUUCAAGCUCACAACAACCUCAAGCCUGGUUCCAUUUUUAUUAACACAGGAGAUGUGAAGGAAGCAGGUAUAAACAGGAGUCCAAGUGCAUAUCUUCUAAACCCUGCAGAGGAGAGAGCAAGAUAUCCCUCCAAUGUUGACACUCAGAUGACCCUUUUGAGGUUUGUGGAUCAUGCAAGUGGUAAAAGUGUUGGAGCAUUCAACUGGCACGCAACACAUGGAACCUCCAUGAGCAGAGAAAACAAGCUUAUCAGCGGAGACAACAAGGGUGUUGCUGCUAGACUCUUUGAAGAUUUGUUUGCUUCUCAGACUAACUCUUCAUCCUCAAACACCAAUUCCACAGUACCAGAUAUUGGUCAACUCGUGAAGAAAGCACAAUCAAUUAAAGCCACAGGAGGAAAGGAUUGCAAUCAACAUACAAGCCAAGCAUCUAAAGUUAGAAAGAAUGAUGGAUCCUUAUUUGUUGGAUCAUUUUGCCAAUCAAAUGUAGGAGACGUGUCACCAAAUGUUCUAGGAGCAUUUUGCAUUGACACUGGACACCCUUGUGACUUCAACCAUUCUUCAUGCAAUGGCAAUGACCAACUUUGUGUUGGCAGGGGACCCGGGUACCCAGAUGAAAUAUUAAGCACAAAGAUCAUAGGAGAAAGGCAGUUCAAAACAGCUGUGGACCUGUUUGAGUCUGCUUCAGAGGAACUGACAGGGAACAUUGACUAUCGCCAUGCUUAUCUGAACUUCACAAACAUUGAAGUUGAAUUGGACACCAACAAGGUGGUUAAAACAUGUCCUGCUGCCCUUGGUGCUGGUUUUGCAGCAGGAACAACAGAUGGGCCAGGUGCUUUUGGGUUUCAACAAGGUGAUACUGAGAUUAAUCCGUUUUUGAAAACGGUGAGGGAUACGCUAAAAGAACCAAGUCAAUAUCAAGUGGGGUGCCAAAACCCAAAGGCAGUAUUGUUAAGCACUGGAGAAAUGUUUGAUCCUUAUCCUUGGGCGCCAGCAAUUCUUCCAAUCCAAAUUCUGAGAUUGGGAAAACUCAUCAUUCUUUCUGUACCAGGAGAGUUCACAACAAUGUCGGGUAGAAGGCUCAGGGAGGCAGUGAAGAAGACAUUAAUAUCUAGCAGUAAUGGAGAAUUCAAUAAUGAAACACAUGUCGUUGUUGCAGGAUUGACAAAUACUUACUCACAAUAUAUCGCAACUUUUGAAGAAUACCAGCAGCAACGGUACGAGGCUGCUUCAACACUAUAUGGUCCUCACACAUUAUCAGCAUACAUCAAAGAAUUUAAGAGACUCGCACAAGCAAUGGCUGAAGGCGAGAAAAUCAUCGGAAAAGGUCCUUCGCCGCCAGAUCUUUCAUCAGUACAACUAAGCCUCUUACUUGAUCCCUUUGGAGACUCAACCCCAGAAGGCAUCAAAUUUGGUGACAUAAAGGAAGAUAUUGCAUUUUCUAAACAAGGCUAUUUUACAAAGGGAGAUAGACCAAGUGCUACAUUCUGGAGUGCCAACCCAAGAUAUGACCUUCUAACAGAAGGUACAUUUGCAGCAGUCGAGAGCCUUCAAGGGGAAAGAUGGAUUUCUGUUCACGAUGAUGAUGAUUUAAGCUUGUUUUUCAAGUGGAAAGUAGAUAAUGUUUCCUCACAUGGCUUAGCUACCAUAGAAUGGGAAAUACCAAAUGGUGCUGUUUCUGGAGUAUACAGACUAAGACACUUUGGAGCAUCAAAGAACACCAUUGUCUCCCCAGUUAAUUACUUUACUGGGGCUUCAAGUGCAUUUGCAGUGCAAUAAAAAUAGAAUCUCUGUUUUAUUGAAUAUGUUUUAAUCAAAUACAGAAGAAAAGAGCUAUGACCAA